CUGUUGGGAGGAAAAGAGGAAAACUGAGCCACAGCCACGACGGUGGAUGUGAGCGUCUCCUGUCUGCGCAUGCGCCCGCUCAGCGGCCUGCUUCUAUUUAUGUGGGGGAUCCAACAUGGCGGCCGCAGCGACCCUGGCGAUGGCGGUGGAGCCCAUCAGAACAUAGUGGCGGGGAAGGGGGCACAGUCCGCACUCACGGUGGCGUCGGCGGCGACGGCUGAGGGUGGUGGAGGGAAGAAAAGCGACGGAGAGCAAAAGGAAGGGCAGGCAGGCAAACAACUCGGCGUAGAACCGAGCGCCGGCUCGAGCGAAGGCAGAGGGCCAGAACAGUGGGGAUGGCGGAGCCACGCAGAGUAGCGUUUAUUAGCCUGUCACCGGUGAGGCGGCGCGAGGCCGAGUUCCCGGGGGCCGAACGCGAGCCCGACUACCCUCGCGAGCCCCCCCGACUGGAGCCGCAGCCGUACCGCGAGCCGGCCCGCGCGGAGCAGUCGGCCCCGCGGGAGGUUGCCCCCCGGUCGGACGCGCAGCCCCCGCCGCGGGAGAAGCCGCUCCCCCAGCGCGAGGUCAGCCGCGCUGAGCCGCCCAUGUCGCUGCAGCGCGAGCCCCCUAGGCCCGAGCCGCCGCCGCCGCCGCCGCUCCCGCAGUUGCACUUGCAGUCGCCUCCGCCGCGGGAGUCGGCUUCCCGGGCCGAGCCGCAGCAGAGGCCGCCGAAGGAGACAGUGCGCCUGGAGCUGGUGCUCAAGGAUCCCACCGACGAGAGCUGCGUGGAGUUCAGCUACCCAGAGCUGUUGCUGUGCGGAGAACAACGGCAGAAGAAGCCCGUUUACAUGGAAGACCCGUUCAAUGAUGAUCAUCAAGAGAGGCAAGAAGUGGAAAUGUUGGCUAAGAAGUUUGAAAUGAAAUAUGGUGGGAAGCCCCGUAAACACCGGAAGGAUCGGCUACAAGAUUUAAUCGAUAUAGGCUUUGGCUAUGAUGAGACAGAUCCAUUUAUUGAUAAUUCAGAGGCUUAUGACGAAUUAGUUCCUGCUUCUCUAACAACAAAAUAUGGAGGCUUUUAUAUCAACACUGGCACUCUCCAGUUUCGCCAAGCUUCAGAUACUGAAGAAGAAGAUAUUACAGACAACCAAAAGCACAAGCCACCCAAAAUUCCCAAAAUGAAAGAAGAUGAUAUUGAGAUGAAGAAGCGGAAGCGGAAGGAAGAAGGGGAAAAGGAGAAGAAGCCAAGGAAAAAAGUACCGAAACAACUGGGAGUUGUGGCUCUAAAUUCACACAAAUCUGAAAAAAAGAAGAAACGUUAUAAAGAUUCUCUUUCUCUAGCUGCCAUGAUAAGAAAAUUUCAAAAGGAGAAGGAUGCAUUAAGGAAGGAGUCUAACCCUAAAGUCCCAGUGAACUUCUCAACCUCCUCUCUGAAUAAAACCCCCUCUGCUGCCGUGGCAUUGGGAAAUGAUGUCUCGGACUUAAAUCUGAAUAGUGCUGAUCCAGACCUCCCCAUUUUUGUUAGCACAAAUGAACAUGAACUAUUUCAGGAAGCUGAAAAUGCCCUAGAGAUGCUAGAUGAUUUCGACUUUGACAGAUUACUGGAUGCUGCUUCUAAUGGUAGCCCCCUCUCUGAGUCAGGAGGAGAGAAUGGAAACACCACCCAGCCAACCUAUGCCUCUCAAGUUAUGCCCAAGGUGGUACCUACACUCCCAGAGGGUCUGCCUGUCCUUCUUGAAAAACGUAUCGAAGACCUCCGUGUAGCUGCCAAACUUUUUGAUGAAGAAGGAAGGAAAAAAUUCUUUACACAGGAUAUGAAUAAUAUUCUUCUGGACAUUGAGUUACAGCUGCAGGAACUAGGCCCUGUCAUUCGUAGCGGUGUCUACUCCCACCUUGAAGCUUUUGUGCCAUGCAAUAAAGAAACACUGGUAAAACGUCUAAAGAAGUUACAUCUCAAUGUCCAGGAUGAUCGUUUAAGAGAACCUCUGCAAAAACUGAAACUGGCUGUUAGCAAUGUCAUGCCUGAACAGCUAUUUAAAUACCAGGAGGACUGCCAGGCUCGUAAUCAAGCUAAGUGUGCCAAGUUUCAAACAGAUGAAGAACGAGAAAAAAAUGGAUCUGAGGAAGAUGAUGAUGAGAAACCAGGGAAACGUGUCAUAGGACCAAGGAAGAAAUUCCACUGGGAUGACACCAUUAGAACUUUGUUAUGUAACCUUGUUGAGAUCAAAUUGGGAUGCUAUGAGUUAGAGCCAAAUAAAAGCCAGUCUGCUGAGGAUUAUCUUAAAUCCUUUAUGGAGACAGAGGUGAAACCAUUGUGGCCUAAGGGCUGGAUGCAGGCAAGAAUGCUUUUUAAGGAAAGUCGGAGUGUACAUAAUCAUCUUACUUCUGCUCCGGCGAAGAAAAAGGUGAUUCCUGCACCUAAAGCCAAAGUGAAGGAGUGUAGUCCAAAAAAGGACCAGAAAACUCCUGCAUCCUUGGUGGCUUCAGUUGGUGGCCCUUCAACGAGCUCUAGCACAUCUGCUGUGGCCUCCACCAGUUCUAGCUCUACACCAGCCCAGGAGACGAUCUGCCUUGAUGACUCACUAGAUGAAGAACUUUCUUUUCAUCCACCUGCACUGGAUCUUGUUUCUGAAGCUUUAGCUGUUAUCAACAACGGGAACAAGGGCCCUCCAGCUGGCUCACGGAUAAGUAUGCCAACUGCAAAACCUCGUCCAGGACUGAGAGAGGAAAAAUUAGCAAGUAUCAUGAGUAAACUGCCACUGGCUACUCCCAAAAAACUAGAUUCUACUCAGACCGCACAUUCAUCAAGUCUUAUUGCUGGCCACACAGGGCCAGUACCAAAGAAACCCCAGGAUUUAGCUCAUACUGGCAUCUCUUCAGGCCUUAUUGCUGGUUCUUCAAUUCAGAACCCUAAAGUUUCCUUAGAACCUUUGCCAGCCAGGCUACUUCAACAAGGACUACAGAGGUCAAGCCAGAUUCAUGCUUCUUCCUCUUCACAGACCCAUGUCUCCUCUUCUUCCCAAGCCCAAGUUGCUGCCUCCUCUCACGCUCUGGGAACAUCAGAGGCCCAAGAUGCUUCUUCGUUAACACAAGUAACAAAGGUGCACCAGCAUUCAGCUGUCCAACAGAACUAUGUGUCUCCAUUACAAGCAACUAUUAGUAAAUCACAGACCAAUCCAGUGGUGAAAUUAAGUAAUAAUCCCCAACUUUCCUGUUCAUCCCCACUUAUUAAGUCUUCAGAUAAGCCACUUAUGUACCGCCUUCCCUUAUCUACUCCCCAACCUGGAAAUGGUUCUCAAGGGUCCCACUCCCUGGUUUCUAGGACAGUACCUAGCACCACUACCUCCAGUAACUAUUUAGCCAAGGCGAUGGUGUCACAAAUCUCCACGCAAGGUUUCAAAUCUCCCUUCUCAAUGGCUGCAUCCCCAAAACUUGCCGCAUCUCCGAAACCUGCCACGUCUCCUAAACCCUUGCCCUCACCUAAGCCUUCUGCCUCACCCAAGCCCUCUCAGUCAGCUAAGCCUUCAGUAUCAACUAAACUUAUUUCUAAAUCCAACCCAACUCCCAAACCUACUGUAUCCCCAAGUUCUUCCAGUCCAAAUGCACUAGUGGCCCAGAGUAGCCACUCUAGCAGUAACAACCCAGUCCAUAAACAGCCCAGUGGAAUAAACAUCAGCAGACAGUCUCCCACCUUGAAUUUAUUGCCCUCUAAUCGCACUUCAGGCCUUCCAUCUACAAAAAAUCUUCAGGCCCCUCCAAAGCUAACAAACUCAUCAUCCACUGGAACUGUCGGCAAGAAUAGCUUGAGUGGAAUUGCAAUGAAUGUACCGGCCAGCAGAGGUAGCAACCUUAACUCAAGCGGAGCUAAUAGGACUAGUCUAUCUGGGGGAACAGGAAGUGGAACACAGGGUGCUACUAAACCGUUGUCUACUCCACAUAGACCAUCCUCUGCCUCAGGGUCGUCAGUGGUAACAGCCAGUGUGCAGUCCACAGCAGGAGCAUCAUUAUUGGCUAAUGCCUCACCUCUGACUCUCAUGACAUCACCUUUGUCUGUAACAAAUCAAAAUGUGACUCCUUUUGGGAUGCUGGGUGGCCUUGUUCCAGUGACCAUGCCCUUCCAGUUUCCCUUGGAGCUACUUGGCUUUGGAACGGACACAGCUGGAGUGACAGCCACCUCGGGAUCUACCUCAGCCGCUUUCCACCAUAGCCUAACUCAGAAUUUACUAAAGGGUUUACAGCCAGGAGCUCAGCAUGCAGCAACACUUUCCCACUCACCUCUGCCUACACAUUUACAGCAAACAUUUAAUGAUGGAGGCCAAAGUAAAGGGGACACUAAAUUACCACGGAAAUCUCAGUGACUUCCCAGCAAGCAAAGGAGAUGACACACUCGGCUGGCUGAUGGAAUCUACCUGAUGGAAAAGUACUCAUGUGGUCAUAGGGCUGCUGUUCUGUCGAUGUUUACAUUCUCUCGUCCCAAGCACUGUGGUGAGGAGGAAAAAGAAAAGAAAACAUUACUUGAGUAAAGCCAGGUGCAGGAGGAAGAAAUGUGCAAAGUUAGUGACCUUUGGUCUCUUCUAAAGAAAGACAAAGUUACCAUAUUAACUGACUUGAAAGAGACUCAGUUGUCAAACCCACAGAAAUACAGAUUUGAUUUUUCCCGGGGGAGGAAGAAGGAAAUUGAGGAUUUGGGUAAACUCCAUCCAUCCUGGGGGUUGGAUCUGAACACUUGUAGACAUAAUUGCAUAAUAAAAGACAAUAUAUCUGAAAUUAGGCCAGUUUGUCAGGAGUAAUGAUCAUGUCUGGGUGGACUGUGCAGCAAAUUUGCCACAAAAAAAGUUAAUGACCCUAUGUCUGAUACAGACAGUAGCUGAGUAUAAAUGUACCCUCUAGAAUCCUGAACAAACUUGAAUCUUCUCCAGUGUGUAGCAACUCCUAUGUAAAUCAGUGGACUAAAGAUGCUUCAGGAAAGUCAUUUUAGCACAGUGAUAUGUAUUACACUUUUAAGUCAAAAAAUUGAGCCCGUUGCUCUUAACAGACAAAACUUAGAUGUUCCCUUUUUGUAAAAGGGUCAAUUACAUCUUCCAUUCAGAAGCAGGUACUUAACUCUCUUCUUCAGGUGAUUUGUGCAUCUGGUAUUGACUGGUUAAUUCUUAUUUCCAUUCUUGAUGUUAAAACGUGACUGUGUUCACAUUUUCCUCUUGAGAAAUGGGGAUCUUUGAUAUAGGGCUGUGGCUUUGGUCCACUUAGCCUUUGCAGGCCUGCCAGUAUGAACUGUAAAUUUCCCCCAACAUCACCUCAGGUUCACAACGUCUCCUUCUGUUCUUUUAGCUAGUGGUAUUUCAGGUGAUUAUUAGCUAUUGAUAUAAACAGGUAUAAGUGUGCAUUACAAUGCUUCUUCAUUGGUCAUUCAAACGGCAUAUAUGUAUUUUUUUUUGGAAUUUUGAAGAUGGUAUUUUAAAGGGAAGAAUUAAAUUAGGAUCAUUAUGUGUACAGGGGAUUAUUUUUAUAACAAUCAUAGUGUAUUUUUACUCCCUAUAUCCAGUGUAGUGAAAUUGAUUUGGAGCAUUUGGGAUUUUAAAGCUUUACUAAUAUUUACUCAGAGUAUUGAUAUGUGAGUAAACCUGCAGAUAAUAAGACUCCGUUAUUAUAGCUUCCUCAUGCAAAUAGCAUAUUCAACAAAGGACGUUAAGGGAGAAAUUUAUGGUUAUGUUUGGAUACAUUUUGUUUGGGUUCUUUUUCACCUCAUCAUUGUUCUAGUCUCUCUUUUUUCUUCCUAUUUAGGCUUCUGAAUGUUCUCAAACUGUACUCAAGAAUAGUGUAAGCUUGAUCCAUUAACAAUGACAGACUAACCUAAAAAAACCAGCAUCAGAUUGGUAGUAGCAAGAUUCCUUGCCUGUGUUUUCAUUACAAAUCAUCCUGUUAACGUUUACUCAGAUAAGGGUAUUAACCAGGCCCUUUUUUUUUACUUUAAUGAGCAGAAGUUCCACAGAGCUUUAGGACUGUGAAUAAAUUAGCACAGAUCUCUUUAGAUCUGUAAGCCUAUAUUUUGACUUCAGAGUCACAUUGGCUUGGUUAUAGCAAAAAAAAAAAAAAAAAAGUUAAUAACUGAAAACUUUAGUUCUAAGAACUUGUUACAGUAAGAGGAAAGGAUUAUUUCAAAGGAAUCAUUGAUAUAAUUACUUGCCUCUAAGAAUUUAGUUUACCGGUAAAGCAAAUAAGAAUGUUGUAUCAACCCUGGUGGAUAUUUUGGAAGGAUAUUGGGAUGGUGCAGAUAGGUUUGACUUGAAUUGAGUAUGUUUGAGUAAAGUUUGUUUGGUUUUUUAACUAGGGAAACUUACCCAAUUCUUGAGUUGUUCCAGUGUAGCAUACCUCUUGCUUUUAUUUAAUUUAGAAAAAAGAAGUCUUUGCUAAUCUAUAGGAAUUUUCCUUUGGGAAGCUGCCUUUGUUUUACUUCCCAUACCAGGAGAGAAGUCAGAAUGCACAUUAAUCUCUCUUCCUGAGGAUAGUUGUGCAUGUAUUCUUCUGUAUGUGUAAAUCUGUACACAUAUAUUUAUCUAUAUAUAAGUUCAUUAGGACUUUCAGUUGAGGAGUAACAACUUUAAUUUCUUAAAUCCAUCAACUCUGAAUCACGCCUUGUGAAGAUCCCUGAUGACUCUGUCUUCAUUAGAGAAGAACAGGAUUAUCAGUUCUUCCCCCAGUAUCGUUUAUAACUAACCGGUAAAAAUAACCGAAGGCCCUUGGCUCUGAGGAGUUCUCAUACGUGGAGAUUCUGUUCUUUUCUCUUCGGUCUUGAUUCUGCGUCACUGCACCGCAUUCUCACUACCGUAAUCCACUCCAAUCAAGACUACCCUUUUAUGUUGUACAAGUGAAACCCACAUCCUUAUAUUUCUUAAAAAGUAUGAUCAAAGGGUUACUACAUGUAAAUACCUCUUUCUUUUCUAGGCCAUAACAUUGAAAAUGGUGUCCAUACUGUACAGUCACCUAUUUUUACAGUUUGUCUUACUAAAAUCAUACAUACAAAUCGGUUAUUUUUUAGCACAGAGGCUUGUGACUCAUAUUCUAUUUUUGCACUUGAAAGUCAAAUUAUGUUAUUUUUUAAAAUGGCGAGUAAUUUGGAAAGGCUACAGAGCAACGCGUAUUUCUGUAGAGCAUUAGCAGCAUCCCAGUGUAAAAGUAGUCAGCACACAAUUAUGUCCCAUUCAGCGGGAUUCUUGAUUCAGGAAAAGUAAGCUGUUUUCAACUGUCUUGUAUUUUAAAUUGCCUUCACUGAUGUAUAAGCUGUUACUGUACAUACAAGUUAAUCCUCAGUAUUCACGAGCAAUAAUGAAUGGUCAGCAGAGUUGUCUCCAGAGAUGGCAGUGCUGGGCCUCAGUUGGAGACUGAGAGCAAAGUGUCAAGCUCAUUCAGAGCCUCCACAAUAGAUGUAAGCAAUAAUUUAAUUAUAAGUCGAUUAUAAUUCUUUCUCAUAUGCUUCUGAGAUCAGUGGGUAAAAGAAAUCGUGAUUUUAAAGCAGCCUGAAGAAAUUAAGUUUUGGGGAAAGAAGUGAGGUUAAUCUGAAGUCACAAAAUCUUGAUAUUGAGGUCAUCAGAGGAUUGUGUCAGUACAUUCUUUCGUGCCUACCACCCCUUUGAUGGAUGCUGUUAGCCCAAAUUACAUUUUUUAAUAUCAGAGAACGUGAAAAGGGUUUAUCGUAUCACCCAGGUAGGAGGAAGAACCGGGUGCACACAUGUUUGAAUGCUGUGGGUUUGACACCUGUUUGAAAACAACUUAUCUGAAAAGAUUUUUAACCCAGGAUUUUUUUUUUCCCAAAGCAGAUCUAAAUUGUUUACUACCCAGGUUUGGAAAGGGCAGACACCUCUAAUCUUUCUCCUCUCGUUGCCCUCUACCACACCCCUUUCCACCUCUACUUGGUUCAAGACAUUUUCUGAAAUGGAAUUCUACUGUUAUUCAAACUGCCAUUGAUUAUGAGAACGCUGUGUCCCUUGGGAUCAUCUCUUAGAACUCCAGUUAUCUAUCAGAUUUGCUGCUACAUUUGUAAAAUGAACUUUGCCUGUAAUGGUCAACUUUAAUCUAAUUUACAGUUCUUUACUUUUAGGAGGUUUUGUCAUAUAAUUUGACCCACGUAUAGAAUUAGGAUACUUUAUUUUAGGGGUGUACCAUAAAAGCACACUGGUCCCUGUAUUCUUUUUAUCAUCAUUUAGGUUUUGAAUUUUUGUUUGCUUUUUUUGUUCAUUGAUGUUUGUUCUGUCUUGUUUUAAAUUAGAAGAGUGAGAGAAAUCUGUAAUCAGGCCAAACUUGAGAACUUGCCCCAUGCUUCAGCACUGUAGUUUCUGCUGACCUUGUGUUCUCAGAAGGGCACUUUUACUUUCUAUUGUGCAUGUAUGAUGGUUUUUUUGUUUGUUUUGUUUGUUUUUGUUUUUGCUUUCAGGGGGAUUUUGUUUUUGUAAUAAUGAUGCGGAAGAAAAAUGCAGUAGUAGGUAAAUGACGGAUUACAGACAUGUUAAACAAUUUUAUUUUAUAAAAUUUAAGGGGAAAGGUUUAACUCUGUAGAUCGUUUCUUAGCUCUGGUAAAAUGGCUUCUAUUACUCCUAAAACGUACUCGGUUCAGGCCUUUGUCUUUGUUAAGUGCCUUUUUUUUCUUUCUUUUUUCCCUUCUUUUGAAACUGCUCUCAGAUAUCCUAAAGUACAGGCUAAUACAUCAGGGGAUUCAGGAGGAAGAAUCUCAAAACUUGCCAAGAUCAUGUCAUGCUGUAAUAGUCUUCCUUUUCCUUAUAUGAAUAUGGAUAUAUGCGUAAGAUACAUACAUACGUGCAUACAUAUAUAUGUCUGUAUAUAUAUGUAUACAUAUGUAAUAUAUAUACAAAACUAGUAGCUGCUGUACCGUUGCAUCCUUUCUAAGCACUCCCCUAUUAAUGCUUGCAAAACUGCCUUGUUUAUUCCAUUGCUUUUAGUCAAUUCAAAUGGGUAGAUUGGGAAAUUGUCUUUUCACAAGACACUGUUUUCCCCCUUUGAAUAUCUGUUUGUAGAAGUCAACAGCAACAACAACUAUAACUAUAUAUAUAUAGAUAUAGAGAUAGAUAUAGAUAUAUAUAUAGAUAUAGAUAUAUAGAUAUAGAUAUAAAUAUAAAGUCAGUUAUUACAAGUAAAAUAAAUUUAGUGGACUCAUUGACUAUUCCUGGAUGUAAUCCACUACUCUGUGCCCUUCAAACUUGGCUUGCAUAAUACUAGAGAAAGCAUUGGAAUAACAAGAAUCUUAGAGUCUUUCUGGGUCAGGUUGAUAAGGUACACACGGCAGGCAAGACUAAAGACAUGGGAGAGCUAGAGUUAGAACCAUGGUAUUGUUUCUGAGUCUUGAAGGAAGUUAGCAACUUUGUCAAUAUUAAAAAUGUAUCAUGUGUUCUUCUGGGAAAUAAUUUUUGAAGAAUUCAUAUAGCUGCAUAUCUGUCAAAAGGUUAGUAAGCUUAGAAGUAGAAAGACUUCAGAUUCUGAGGAAAAACGCUCAUAUAACCCAUAGCAUUCUUGAGAGAGCUUCAGUUUUCUUAUUUGCCAAAUAAUUACAUUUGGCUUAAUACAAUUUCAUGGUUAUUUAUGUUUCUCCCUUGAGCAAAAUAACAUAAUAUUCGAUAGCUAAUAUUCAUCUGUUUCUUGUUGAAAACAGAUGUGACAUGUUAAGGGAGACUAAAUUGAACCAAUCCUCAAAGCCCAGUACAGAUACAUCUAACAAAUGCCCCCUUUUAACUACAUUUUAACUGAGGAGACUGGUGGCCAAAAAGGAGAAAGCAGAGGCUCCUGGUAGUGUUACCUGAUAGCAAGACUGUUAUCAGGUAGCCUCAGUUCAGUCAUGUUACUCUUGAAUUACUAUGUUUAGGGGGAAUAUCAUUUAACCUUUGUGCCUCAGAUUACCCAUUAGAAAAUUGGGUAUAAUAAUAUUCACCUACCUCCCAGGGAUAUCAGAGACUUUUUCAAAAAUAUUUUGAGUUUUUCUAAAAUGUCCUAUAUAAUUAAAAAAGUAUUAUCAUUUUCCUGCAGAGGCUAAAAAAUGUUUCCCUAUGAUGGGUAUAAAAAAGUACCAUAUGAUUUUUAAGUUUUAAAAAAAUCACUGGAAUUCUAAUUUAGAUACAUAUUUGUUAUUUAAACAUAUAUUUGUGGUUGGAUAAAAUGCUUAGUUUCAGGUUAAUAAGUGAGGAGGGGGUAAAUAACACUAAGUUUCUUAAUUAUAAGUAGAUUUUUUUUAGCCAUUUAUGCUAUUAUUACACGUGUGAUUUUUGCCGAGGUUGUGGAGCUGAAGCUAUAGCUAAAGCUUGGACGAUUGCUUAUUGGAGCUGAUUAAUGAUCCCAAACAUUGUAUCUGCCUCACUUUGCCAUAUUCUCAGUCUUGAUUUCCUUAUAUGACUUGUUUAGUGAUGGAUAGCUAAACUUUUAACUUUCUAAGAAUGAAUGGGAGUCUCCUCCUUCUUAUAAAUCGAGAUUGUGUACUCUUGCUGUAACUACAGGUUUAUCCAGCUUUGCACUGAAGGGGCAAGCACUACAUACAGUCAGCUGGGUGUACUUUUAGCCAGUCUACCUUUGUAAUUUAUGCUUCUUCAACGGUGAAAGAGUUGGAGCCAUCAGCUGCUCAGGUGGUAGGAAAAUGGGAGAGGGGGGAGGCAGGAUUCUUUUCCUAUAGCUGGGGAGGGGUGGGGAGGGCGGGGGUAGAAGGAAACAUGUUUUGCUCAACUCCAAAGAGGAAAGGAAGGUCAUCUUAUCCUACCCUCCGCUGGGUAUAUUAAGCAGUAAUACAUAGAAUUUUCCAUUUAUCGUUGGAAACAACAACAACAGGAAAAAAUGGAUGCCGCCUCUCUGAGCUAAAUGCUUAGCAACAUUUGUUAGGGGGUGUGUAGAUUUAAACUGUAGCACAUAUUCAGGGUCAGGAAAGAGAAUGUAGGGGGAUGAGGAACAAAUUUAUCCAGUGUAAGUGAGUCAGCAGAAAGCGCCAGGCCCGAGCAGACAAAGCCUCUGGGUUAAUUCCCAGAACUGGCUGAGGCCCAUUUAAUCUCUAGUGAUAGGAUGUUUUUCCUUAAAAGUCACUUUUUGGUUUUUCUGUUGCUUUCUCCAGAUAAAGCCUUAGUUAGUAGCCUCUAAAUAUCAACUAUGCAGAUAAACACACAAAUUUUCCACACUUUUUCUCUUUUUUCCAUUCUUUGAAUAACAGAUGUUAAUUAAGAUUUCUUCCCAAAGAAAUAAGGCAUAAGGGUUUUGUUGAAUGUGUGUUUGUUCCUCUAGGGAAAAUUAAUGGAAACAUAAAAAUAGAGAUAUUUUGUGUGUUCAUCUAUCCUAAAAUGUGAACUUUAUAUUCAAAAACUAAGUACAGAUCUGGUGCAAAUUGUAGUUAGAAUCAUGGAAUGUCUUUGGGUUGUGAAGAUAAAACCAUCCCAGUGUUCAAUUCUGAGAAAAGUUUUAGAUUCUGUGGCAUAGUGUUCAGGUUUGUGGAGCUAAACAGAUGGUCAGACUAUAAUUAAAAAGCUUUGAAUAUUAAUGUCAAAUUCUUAUUCUUUCUUCCUUUAGUCUUCAUUCUUCUUUCCUCUAGUCUGAGCUCUUCAGUUAACCAUUCCAUCAACCGAUUGCUACACUAGAAUAUAAGUUGCUAAGCGUCGGGAGGAAAGGUUAAACUGUCUUUCACCUCCUUUUCUCACUCACAUUGGCCAUCUAUGCUGUGUUCCCACUGAAUUCAAAAGUAAAGACUAUAGGCAUUUCUAGGAGACUGUUUACAUCCCAGCACAGACUCAGACAGGGACUGGUAGGAUUUUAAUCAGACUGCUUUUGAAUAACUUCGUAUUAAAUUACAUUUUUCUCAGAUACUCCCAAAGUACCAUUUGCUUGAAAGUAUUACUAUUUGUGAUCUUUGUUUAGUUUCCUCAUACUGUAAUACUUCUUUUUUCCAGCCUUUCUUACAUAUGUACAUUUUAGAUCGGGUUAGUACUUAAAUUUUGGACACUUUUCCGAACUGUUACCCAAACAGGUCAAGAAUACUUUUAAAAAUCUCAGCAGUAAAAUCAAAGGGGUCUAUAUGUCCAGAGCUUAGAGUCAUCACUGGUGACCUGAAUUAUUUUUCUCUUCUUUGUGUUAAAAAUAGAUUACUGUAUAAUGUAGUAGUAGCUACAUUGCAUGGCUUCCUCAGUACUUUUCAAGAUUAUUCAGAAGAGACACGGACCUUUGUUAGGGCUCUUAUUUCACAUCAUACUCUGCCUUGCUUAUUUUCAUUACUUCCCCUGGAAUAAACCUACUUUGCAAAGGUCUGAGUCAGAUAGGCCAUAUGAAUCCUUAGUACCAAUUUUAUGUUCCUCAGAAAACUCUCUAUACAUUAUUUGCUCCCAUUUGCCAAUAAUAAUAUAAUUCUAUUUUAAUCUAGUUUUAAAAUAUUUUGUAAUAAAGCACUAAUGGAAACCUAAUUGAAAUACAAACAAGAUGAUUAUUACCUAAGAUAACUUGGAGAUACUUCUGUUUUUGAAGUUAACAGCUCCAUCUACCCUCUAAGCACAUUUAGGAGUCAGCAGUAACCAAGACCAGCCAAGUGGCAUGUUUUUCUGUGUGACAGCCUGCCCUUUAUUUGUCACAUCUCAGCUAUAUUAUAUUUUCUGUCCUUGCGGCCAUACACUUCCCUCCUUUUUUUUGCUUCUCUCUUCUGUUUGCAGGGGUAGUGUGCCCUGUGCCCGCAUAUUGGGUUUUCUUUCCUGUACCUGUGAAAUUACCAAGAAUUACCCCAAUUUUGGCCAGAGGCAUUAAAAGAGAAGUUAUUCUCAGUUGAUAAAUGUAUUACUGUUUUAUAUAGGUAGUCGGAAAGUUGACCAAGUUUGGCCAACUUUUAAAAUCCUGGCUAUGCUUACAUAAUUAAUUACAUAUACCUUCUGAGACCUUCAGAUAAGCAAGGGGCCCUUUCACCAGUAGAGGUAGGUUUCCAACCUAUAUAUAAUUUCCGGGCCAGCCUCCAGAGAAAGGAUUCAAGCUUUGUACUGUUCUUUUGUUGGCUGUCAUUGAAAAGCUGUCUUAUAGAAUGUAUCAAAAAUAUCUAAUUGUUCUUAAGAAGAGUAUGUAAAUCUGGAGCUUGCCCUUGUUUGUUGCUCGCUAAACAUUGUAAAGCUUAAAAGAAACGGAAAGGAAAUCUCUGGCUGGUGAAAAUUUUGUGCCCCCAGUAAUGUGUUAAUCAAAGUUCUCUACCACGGUAACCAAGUGAUGAGUGUUUUCUCUUUUAUUACAAGCAAGAAAAUUUAUUUGCAGUUGCAAAACUUAUUGUGGGACUGCAGGCCUAUUUGCUAUAAAUGAUUGGAAAUAAGGAUUCUGAUUUUUAGUCUGGGUUAAAGCACAUAUUUCCAACCCUUGCGGUAUGAAUUUUCAUAAAGGAAAGACUUUUGUUUGGUAACAGAAGGAAAAACAGGACUUAUUUAUACAGUGAAUGUUCACUCUGUAGAGGAGCUUCCCUCCAGUUACACAUCAUGCUCUUACUUUAGCCGCCUCCACACUUGAUAUAGAUGCCAACAUGUUUUACAACGAGUCUUGAAGGAAGGAGCCUACAUAAUUGUUGCUCCUCCGGGUGAAAGGCCCUGGUUACUGUACUGCAUUUGUUUAUAGGGAGGUGUGUUUUUGCUAACUUGAAGGGAUAUACUGUAUUUUAAAUAAGUGUGUGACUUAAUAUUUUGGGAUUUUUUUUCCUCCUUUAAAACUGGACCUGAACACAGCUUUGAGUUGAUAUUUGUAAUAAUCUCAGGACCUGAAAGAUUGUAGCAUUUAGUGUGUCUUAAAAAUUAUGUACUGUACCAGCCAUGGAUUUUUGUAAAUAUACCUGUCUCCCUUUUUUGUAUUAUUUUAGUAAAAAAAUAAUAAUAAUAAAUUUAAAUAAAAUGGGGUGGUGACGACAUGUGGAUGGGUGUGGGUAUGUAUGUGUGUGUGUUUGUAUAAGGCUCUUUUGAGAUGAACUGGUGCUUGUUUAAUUUCCGGCUCUAAUGAGAGCAGGAAUAUGGACAAACUGCUGCUACUGAACCCUGCACUGAGCCUAGCUGUUCCCAUCGUAUUUCCUAGUGAUUGACCAGGAAAUGACUAAGUUAAAUUCUUCUUCCCACUGCCAUCUUGCCUUUGAAUUCUCAGUUCUACACACUUUUUGAACUUUAGUGGUAAAGCUUUCCAAACUUUGGGUGGUUUGCUGGUCUGUAGUUUUUAAAGAGCUCUUGUCACUAUUUUCUAAGAAGAAAGAAGGACAGGUAAAUUUUUUUAACCAAAAAAAAAAAAAAAAUCACAUUUCAUAAAAUCCUGAUGAAUUUUGGACAUAUGAGAGGACUUGAACAUUCCUAAAUGUGGAUCUGUGAAUUUAGUAAAUUGACCCCAUUGAUAUACUCCUUCAGUGCAGGGAUUUCUUUUUUUUUUUUUUCGUAACAGCCUUGCUCAUAUUCCAGGUGUAGCUAAGCAAACCCCUGUUUUAAAGCAGGAGCCUUAUUUGAUUCGGUGUAGAUGUUUUCCUGUCUAUCCUUUGUGACAGGGCCUUUUACAUGAGUGUUUUUUCUUUUUGUAUGUGUUAUGUGUUUGUUGUAUUAAAUAAAGAGGAAUGUACAUAU
Messenger RNA from Physeter macrocephalus (sperm whale), 14558 nucleotides. It is a transcript of the gene UBN2, whose product is annotated as ubinuclein 2. Bases 336 to 4334 code for a protein of 1332 amino acids. The record is from RefSeq and is a predicted model, not a curated record. NCBI's taxonomy places the organism in Eukaryota, Metazoa, Chordata, Mammalia, Artiodactyla, Physeteridae. Gene Ontology annotation, cellular component: nucleus. Gene Ontology annotation, biological process: chromatin organization. The transcript has 17 exons.